AUGGAGCUACCGCCUGGUCCAAAAUAUCUUUUGGAGGUUUUCCCUUGGUUUGCUCUACCUUCUCUGAUCACAUAUUCGGUGCUUUAUCUAUUGGAAAAAACAAAUACCAACUUCAACGUUCCGUUUUGGGCAACAUUCUUCCUUGUCGUCUCCGCCAGACCCAUCAUUGUUAUCUUCAACUAUUACUAUUCUAUCUGGCAGAACAACAGAGCAGCAUUAGCCAACAAUGCAGUACUACCCCCCAGUGUACCAAAAUCGAUGCUGUCUAUUGUAUCUGAAUUUACGCAGAGUAAAGAAAAUCGCUAUCCAGGGGGGGUUUUUCUGCGAUUCACAGAGGACUAUGGAAGCAUAGUAAGGUUCAACGUCUUAACGGAUGCAUCAUUAAUUACCGACGAGCCCGAACACGUCAAGGCUAUCCUCGCGACACAAUUCGAUUCAUUCCACAAAGGUUCAGUAUUCUACUCCCAAGCCCAUUCUCUGCUUGGGGAAGGAGUUUUUAAUUCCGAUGGCGAAAUGUUCCACCGAGCGAUGACUAGGCCGUUUUUCACUCGCGAAAGGAUUACGGAUUUUGAUAUAUACGACCGGAACUGGAGCAUCUCCCUUAAAACAGCCAAAGCCCGACUAAACGAAGGAUUCUCCCUUGAUAUUCAGGACCUCAUAUCACGUUUCACGCUGGACUCAGCCACUGAGUUUCUGUUUGGAGGAGAAGUAGGGUCACUCUCAGCUGGUAUACCAUACCCACCAGGUCACGAAAAAGCCAAUUCUCCUGUCUUCUACAAUCACCCAUCGACAUCCUUUGUAAAAGCGUUCACCAAAGGUCUCAGCAUUGUGGCAGAACGUGGUAACUUCGGUAAAGAAUGGGCACUGGUUGAGUUCAACAGCGAUCAGGUUACCCCAUUACGCCAGAUAAUCGACGACUUCACCGAGCCUUUACUAUCCAAAGCUCUACAUGCGCGCUCAAAUGGCACGAACUUGAAGACCAACGAAGAGGUCACCCUUCUUGAGCAUCUGGUUAAGCACACUCAAGAUACAAAAAUAUUGAAAGACGAGCUCGUAAAUCUCUUGGUUGCCGGUCGCGAUACAACCAUGUGUUUGCUGACAUUUGCAGUCUACAUGCUCGCAGAGCACCCUGAUAUUGAGAAGCGUUUGCGCGAAGAAAUAUACGACAAGGUUGGAGCCACCGAAGCGCCGACCUACGAGAAAAUGCGAGAAAUGCGUUAUAUGAAAGCGUUUUUGAAUGAGGUUCUACGUCUCUAUCCACCGGUACCCUCCAACGGCAGAACGACCACGAAGCCUGUUCUUCUGCCUGCAAUUCGUCCAGGAGAAAAACCAUUUUAUAUUCCGAAGGAUACGACGUGUAUUUAUGCAGUCAUCAAUAUCCAUCGUCGAAAAGAUCUGUGGGGCCCUGACGGCAAGUUCUAUCCGCUCCGUACACUAGAAUAUGAUCUCAAUACCCUCUUCACAGCCCUUGAAUUUGAUCCAGAUCGAUUCCUCGACGACAGGGUGAAGAAAUACCUCGUAGCAAAUCCGUAUAUAUUUUGCCCAUUCAAUGCUGGCCCCCGUAUUUGUCUCGGACAGCAGUUUGCAUACAAUGAAGCAUCAUUUUAUCUUAUUCGGCUUCUCCAGAACUUUACCGAAUUCACCCUUGAUAAUUCUGUAAACAUUCCUCCCCCAGCUCAAUGGAAAUUUCGAGACUCGCUUACGGCUAAAGAGAAGAUCUUCCCUACCGCUCACUUGACAUUAUUCGUGAAGGGUGGUUUGUGGGUCAAGAUGAAGUCGCUUGAUAAUGAACAAGUUUAA
Psilocybe cubensis is the source of this 1800-nucleotide messenger RNA. RefSeq lists its product as uncharacterized. Gene Ontology annotation, molecular function: heme binding; iron ion binding; monooxygenase activity. The transcript is spliced from 17 exons. The record is from RefSeq and is a predicted model, not a curated record. NCBI's taxonomy places the organism in Eukaryota, Fungi, Basidiomycota, Agaricomycetes, Agaricales, Agrocybaceae. Bases 1 to 1800 code for a protein of 599 amino acids.